Molecule: messenger RNA, 1089 nt
Organism: Orycteropus afer afer
Lineage: Eukaryota; Metazoa; Chordata; Mammalia; Tubulidentata; Orycteropodidae
Gene: PYM1
Product: PYM homolog 1, exon junction complex associated factor
Biological process (GO): exon-exon junction complex disassembly
Cellular component (GO): cytoplasm; exon-exon junction complex
Molecular function (GO): RNA binding
Source: RefSeq, a predicted model, not a curated record
CGUUUUCAAGAUGGCGACUCCCUAUGUAACUGAUGAGACCGGCGGCAAGUAUAUUGCCUCCACACAGCGACCUGACGGGACCUGGCGGAAGCAGCGGAGAGUGAAAGAAGGCUAUGUGCCACAAGAGGAGGUUCCAGUGUAUGAGAAUAAAUAUGUGAAGUUUUUCAAGAGUAAACCAGAACUGCCCCCAGGACUGAGUCCUGAGGCCACUGCUCCUGCCACCCCAUCCAGACCUGAAGGUGGUGAACCAGGCCUCUCCAAGACAGCCAAACGCAACCUGAAGCGGAAGGAGAAGAGGCGGCAGCAGCAAGAGAAGGGAGAGGCAGAGGCCUUGAGCUGGACUCUCGAAAAGGUGUCCCUGGGAGAGACAUCCCAACUCCCCAAUGCUCUGCAGGGCUCCCGUGCAGUCCCUACAGCUGUCUCUGACCAACCUGACUCAGCUACCACCACCGAGAAAGCCAAGAAGAUAAAGAAUCUAAAGAAGAAGCUGCGGCAGGUGGAAGAGCUGCAGCAGCGGAUCCAGGCUGGAGAGAUCAACCAGCCCAGCAAAGAGCAGCUGGAGAAGCUGGCAAGGAGGAGGGCACUGGAGGAGGAGCUGGAGGACUUGGAGCUAGGCCUGUGAGGCCUUUGGGGAAUAGGGAAUGGACUGCAGAACAAACCAUGGGGCUCUCUGGGGUCCUGGGGGAUAUGGGCAGCAGCAGUCAGGAGGGGUACUUGCCAUACUUGGCUCACUUCCACCUCUUGCUUCCCAACUCUGUCCUCCAGGAUCUAGCCUCUCCCUCAUUUCUUCCCUUCCCAGCGCCUAAUUUUUGGACUUCCCCCUUCCCAUUCCCAGUGUUCAGAAUCUCAGUGACUACCCCAAGUACCUCAAAGGUACCCCAGGUACCUUUGCUGCUGAUUUGGGUGUUUUGUUUAAAAGAAAAUUGGGUGGGUAGCAAUCUCAGAGCUGAGAUUGGGGGUAGGGAGACUACACCCAAGUCUUGGAGUCUUGGUUCCUGUUCACAGUGUUUUGGGGUUAUUCCCCCUUCAUCCCACCUUCCCCCUCCUCUUUUUUUUUAAAGAACAAGAAUAAACCCAAGUAGACAUGUC